AUGCAACUUCCACAGAAUUUUGAUUAUCACUUAACUCCAGCUGAGCAAAAAGCAAUAGAAAGGAUAGUCCCACUUCACCAAGCGAAAAUUCACCUUGCUUUCCGAGCAAAUUUCAUAUAUGAAAACAAAGAAUACAAUAAUGCGGCGAUUGCUUUAUCAGAGCAUAUGAUUACAAUAUGUACACCAGGAUUUUUAAUCUUUACAUUGAAAUUCUUUACAUCAUUUCAUCUAUUUAAGAUUACAUCAAUUUCUACAUUAGAUGAUCGAACAGCUGUCAUUGAAUAUGGUAAUGAAUCAAUUACUAUAUGCACUCCAGUAUGUAUGAGGUUCAUCCGCAGCAUUCUUCGCAAUUUUAUUUUAUCAAAUCCGUCUUUACCUGCAAAUCUAAGGUUUAAAUUCACUUGCCACAACAUGGACUUCUUCCCUCCAUUCCAUCCGAGCCUAUCUCCUUCCCAAAUUUUCCAAUUUACUUAUAAUGCUUUUUGUUCUUAUUACGAUACGACUUAUUACCACGAGAUUCCUAUGUUUUACCACAGCCUGUUAACAUCAGGAAACUGCAUUUUCGAUUUGACCAAACUUCCACUGAAAAUUUUGGAAUAUGGCUUACAAGAUUCAGCAGAAUUGCGACCAAUUACGUCCAGUUUAGUCUAUACGCCAUUUACGUAUGGUUUUGUCUGUAAUAACUUCACUCGCCACGACAUUUUUCAAUCAAUAGCUCCGAUUAUCGAACAAAACGAAAGUAUCAGGAUAAUUAAGAUCACUGAUGCCGAAGCUGUCGAUGGCUGCGUUCAAAUCGCUCAUGCAAUGGAAAAUUCUCAAAAUUCAAAUAUAGUUUACUGGGAUUUCUCCAAAAACAAGCUUACAGACACCGAGGCAUUCACUGCAGCAUUGUCAACAUACAGAGCACCCGUGAAAUCGAUAAAACUGAACUUUUGCGAGUUAUCAGAUUUAUCAAUUUCAUUACUCUUCCAAAGCAUCACGGCGAACGAAUAUAUGCAUGACAUUGAAGAGAUAUCUUUAUUAGGAUCAAGAAUUAACGCUUAUAAUGCGGAUUUGAUCAUGGAAUUCCUUCAAGAAAUAUUUCAUAACGAAUUCAUACGAUUAAAGUCAUUACAUUUAUCGUAUGUUAGUAAUGUAGGCCAAAUAAUAGCAUUUAUCAGCCAGAGCGGCUUCCAAAUUGAAAAGAUUUCGAUAACAAAUACAAAUCUUUCUGAUUCCGGGGAAGUUCUUUGUGAUUUCGUCCACAAUGCUCCUAAAUUAAAAUACCUAUGCUUAGAUGGCUGUAAAUUCCUAAAGGAAGACAUGUUAAUGCUGAUAAAUUCAAUUGGAGUGAACGAACACGUAGAAAAGAUAGAUUUAUCAUUGGCCGAUGUAAAUUUCAGUUCCGAUGAUUUUGAAGAGAUUUUCAAUUUCUUUUCUGAAAAAAUUCCAUUGAAAAUCAGAUCCCUUGUAUUAGAUGGCUGCAAUAUUUCUGUGGAUAAUCUAAGGUCAUUUGUCCAGAAGUCCAGCGACUUCGUUCGUCUCUCCAAGCUUUCUCUUUCGAGAAUCUUCAAAGAAGGCACUCCGAACAUCUCCUACGAGUUAUCGCAGAUUGCAAACAUCUCCACCUUGGAGUCUAUCAUCAUUAGAGGUGACGAUUCGCACAAAUUAGGAAAAGAUUUAAUUCAAUUAAUUUGCGCUUUAAGAAUUUCACCAACAAUCAAGAUGAUUGACUUUUCCAAUAAUAAUAUAGGCGAUAUUGGCUUAAGAUGUCUCACCAAUCUCGUUUUGAGUUGCACAAAUAUCAAAUCUGUUGUUUGUGACGGUUCCCAUCCAUCAGAUUUCUCCCAAAUAGCUUCUUACAUGGAUACAUUGGCAACUGAUUACUCCCUGCUCGCUGCUCCGCUUCCUGUUGAAGACAUUUUCGAUUUAAUUGUCGGAGAAGAGGAAAAUCUCAUGAAAAGACGCAUUUCGGAGAUCACAAACCUCCAGACAAGGCUUGAAAACAACUUAUCUAAGAACAGAGCACGCGAGGGAGUACAUUCUGACCUUACAAUGCAAGAUGAUGAAAUUCUUAAUGAAAUUAUCGACAAAGCAACAGUUGAUUUAGCUGGAUUGUUGUCUAAUUAUGAACUUAAGACACAUGCUGCUAUUACAAACGUUGUUGGUUUGCCUCUUCCGUUCGAACCUGAAAUGAAACAACAAAAUUCAAUAGAAAACGAUACAGAGGACACAGAAAACAACAACAAUUACGUAAACAGCGAAAUGAUGGAAGUUGUGAGAGAAAAUGGUUCCGAAAUCGACGGAUUACAGACAUUACAGUUUAACUCACUGUUGAUAAGACGUCCUGAUGCUGCAGAAAGAGUUGGAAAGGCUGUUCACAGCAUUUACCUCUACGAACUAGGUGAAUCUGAUUCUUAUGACGAUUACGAUGAAGAAGAAGAGAAUUUCGAGAUUGAAGAUGAAGAAGAACCAAAACCAUCCGAAUUCAAUGUCGAUGAUGUAGAAAUUGAAGAAAAAGAUGCAGAUGAAGAAAAUACAAAAUAA
This is a messenger RNA of Trichomonas vaginalis G3, 2526 nucleotides long. RefSeq lists its product as uncharacterized. Gene Ontology annotation, cellular component: plasma membrane; lamellipodium. The coding region runs from base 1 to 2526 and encodes 841 amino acids. The record is from RefSeq and is a predicted model, not a curated record. The transcript has a single exon. Gene Ontology annotation, biological process: regulation of Arp2/3 complex-mediated actin nucleation; cell migration. NCBI's taxonomy places the organism in Eukaryota, Parabasalia, Trichomonadida, Trichomonadidae.